AUGUUUGGGAGAACCGGCCUUCAGCCGGCUCCUAAUGUUCCCAAUCCACGUAAUGCCGGUCGAAAGAAAAGCAAUCCAGUUUGGGAAUUUUUUACUGAUUUGCGAGGUCAUGGAUUGGCUGGGGUACGAUGUCGUUUUUGUCAUUGGGUUACCAACGAUCGGAGUCCGACUACUAUGAAAUUUCAUUUAAAACGAAAACAUGAUACAGGACCUGGUGGCUUAUGGGCAAUUUGCGAAGAAAAAAUAAAUUCUCAGGCUCCCGCCAACUAUGCUCCUCGUACAAAAAAGGGCGAUGAUGUUUUAUUAAAAGCUUUGACGCAGACUCGUCCAUUUAACAGCUUUAACCCAUUUGGAACGGGAGAAGUAUUGGGAACAGAUUUGAAAAAUUUCGCUCUUACCGCCCAGGACGACUUCCUCACAAACUUGAUCCAGCAGGCAACUAGUAUGUCAGCUUCGCCUGGAGAGUGUCAAGAAAACGAAAGUGGACUAUCUCUCUCAGACGCUUUAUUUCUUAACAAACUGAACGAAAGUACUAUGACUGGUCCUGAUAGUUCUGAUCAGAUAUCUAACGGAGCUUCGAAAGAAGAGGAUGGUAGUUCAUCCUCUGUUAGUGGAAUGAUCUCUAAUCCAACAGACUUUCAUUUAAGCGAUGGCAAUAGUGUGACGACUCUGUUACAGAUAGCUUCAGAUAAUGAUAUGGCGUUUUCAUUCAAUUCACGUAGACGAGCUGAAUAUUGCUUUUCAUCCAAUCAACGAUCGCUUCCGAAAUUUCAGGGUCGGUCAGUUGUUUUUGCCGAUGUUGGCACUGAAAUUCGGGUAGCACAGAAGGUGGGCGAUGAUGAGAUAAACGUAGAGCAUUGGAGGAAAAGUGAUUGGGCGCAGUUCUGCUGGGCAGUACGAGGAGCUUGCUUGCACUUUUUAAAGAAUUGA
Auanema sp. JU1783 is the source of this 930-nucleotide messenger RNA. The record is from the annotation of a GenBank genome assembly. NCBI's taxonomy places the organism in Eukaryota, Metazoa, Nematoda, Chromadorea, Rhabditida, Rhabditidae.